Physcomitrium patens is the source of this 4462-nucleotide messenger RNA. RefSeq names its product phototropin-2. NCBI's taxonomy places the organism in Eukaryota, Viridiplantae, Streptophyta, Bryopsida, Funariales, Funariaceae. Gene Ontology annotation, biological process: protein phosphorylation. The record is from RefSeq and is a predicted model, not a curated record. Gene Ontology annotation, molecular function: ATP binding; protein kinase activity.
CUUCAGUCCGUCGGAUGGAUUGUGCUUGCAACAUGGGUAUCCCGGUUGUCCACUUUUAGCAGGGGUUCGCAUAACAAAUCUCUUUCGCUCUGCACACUCUGACCUACUCGACACCCUGUUGCGUGACACUCUGUAUGCUUCGGGAAGGAAGGAAGGAAGGAAAGCAUAAGCUGGUUGUGACGAGGAGUGUUGUAGCUUUGCAGCGCCAGCUUCGAGAAUGAGAUUGACGCUCCGUUGAUGUAGAUUGAUCUUUCUGUGUGAGAAUCCUUACGACGAUUGUGGAAGGGUGGUCAGGAUUGAGCAUCUAGAAGUUCGAUGGAGGGUCUGAAUCCUAUUUCCUCUGAUCUCAAGCCUCAAGAACCCCCUAAAUCUCAAGAACCUCCCAGGACUCAAGAACCGCUCAACCCAGUGGGCGCACCUCGGGGCCGAGGGAAGUUCUAUGCCAUUCCGCGUUCAGAACGCAAAUCGAUAGAAGUCUUCGGAGGUGCGCCCACGACCACGCGCUAUCUACCAGGAGUGGCAGCUAACUUCGGAGUCAGCUCCGCAGUGGCUCCCAAAGAGUCGAAGGGCAAAGCUACGCCGUCUUCCCGCAUUGAUCCCCCAUGGGCAAAUCCUAAGUUCGCCCCAGCCGAAUUGCCUCCAGCUUGGUUAGCUCCUAAACCGGCUCCAAACUCUCCCCCAUUGCGGCCUACCCCUUCUUCGUUGCCUGAAAGCUGGAAUAAGCCACCUCAUAUGCUCGAUUCCUUGGAAAAGAGCCCGCCGUGGUCUAAGCCCGAUGCCACAAAGCCUUCCGCAUCGAAAGCGCUGCUCUCAGGGGAGAUGAGUUUAGACAUCCCUGCAUACAAACCAAAGCGUGUGGUUGGGGGCGAAGAGGCGGCGCCGAAACCAGUUGUGAGGCAUCAGCGGAGUUCAUCGGAUACCAUGACGAACACCUUACCUGAUCUCCAGGAGGAGAGGCAAAGUGCAAUUAACAAGCUAAAGCAGCAGGCAGAAGAAGAUUCGAAGAGAGAACUGGCAAAGAAGGCGAGAAAUGACGGAGUGAAGUCGCCAGAGAGGAAGGAGAUGACCACGACUGUGAUGGCAGACCGCGCUGCUGAGUGGGGGCUGGUGCUGAAAUCUGAUGCUGAGACGGGGAAGACGCAGGGCGUAACAAUUCGACGAUCGGGUGAUAAUCGCCGCUCCGGGGACCGAAGAUCAAGUGACGGAGAAAAUGCCCCUGGCCGCGUAUCAAUGACGCUGCCUACCGUGCCAGCAUCCAGGACAUCAGAGACGUCUGAUGCAGGCAGCGAUACAAGUCACCCUUCGAACUUACCCAAGGUGUCACGGGAGAUCAAGGACGCUCUAUCGACGUUCCAACAGACGUUUGUUGUGUCGGAUGCUACACAGCCCGACUUCCCCAUCUUGUAUGCAAGCGCUGGUUUCUUCAAUAUGACCGGGUACACACCCAAGGAGGUUAUUGGACGAAACUGUCGUUUUUUGCAAGGUCCUGGAACCGACCCGGAGGACGUUACCCGAAUUCGGGAUGCGCUUAAGGAGGGGAGGAGCUUUUGUGGGCGCUUGCUUAAUUACAAGAAAGAUGGCUCUGCGUUUUGGAAUUUGCUCACCAUAACACCUAUCAAAGAUGAUGAUGGCAAGGUUCUUAAGUUCAUCGGAAUGCAAGUCGAGGUGAGUAAGCACACGGAGGGCAAGAAGGAGAAGGCGUUGCGUCCAAAUGGCCUUCCGGAGUCACUUAUCCGAUACGACGCGAGGCUGCAAGUCAAGGCAACGGAAGCUGUAGGGGACCUCGUGGGAGUAUUCAAGAAACCGACAAUUCCAACCUCCCCGCGCGACAGCCAACUAAGGAAACCGCUACUGGAAGAGGAAAAGAAAUUGGCACAGCAAGACUUUGCCCACGGUUCAAAGGGCGCACAUAAACGAGAUGCUGCGAGACGGAAAUCAACUGGCACAGAUUUUGUGAAGCGAAAUGAGACAGGGCAGUCCAAUGUUCCGGAGGGUAUAGCAAAUGAGCACUUGGCUCCUGGAAAUCCACCGCGGAGGAACCGACGUUCUUCUGGUUUUCUCUCCCUUCUUGGGUGGACAAAACCAGAGCCUAAACUAGACCCCGAGUUGGACCCCGAGCUGCGCAUGCUGGACUAUGAGGAACGGCCGGAGAGCUUCGAAGUGGAUGUGGAGAGGAGCAAAGAGAUUCGGCGCGGUAUCGACCUUGCCACUACCUUGGAACGUAUUGCUAAAAACUUUGUCAUCACCGAUCCUCGCCUUCCAGAUAAUCCUAUUAUUUUUGCCUCCGACGAGUUUCUCGAGUUGACGGAAUACACCCGAGAGGAAAUUCUGGGCCGGAAUUGCCGUUUCUUGCAAGGGCCAGACACAGACCGCGCUGUUGUGGAUCAAAUUCGAGACGCCAUUGCCGCUCGUCGCGAUAUCACAGUGCAGCUCCUCAAUUACACCAAAAGCGGAAAGCCAUUCUGGAACUUGUUUCAUUUGCAGGCCAUGCGAGACCAUAAUGGAGAGUUACAGUACUUCAUUGGAGUACAGCUUGACGGGAGUGAGUAUCUUGAGCCUGAACGACGGCGAUUAUCCGAGAAAACUGAGAAAGAGGGCGCGAAGGUGGUGCAAGAGACAGCGAAUAACAUUGACGGUGCAGUGCGGGAGCUUCCCGAUGCUAACAUGAAACCGGAAGACUUGUGGUCAAAACAUUCAUUACCAGUGCACCCAAAGCCGCACAGCAUAAACUCCCCCUCGUGGGAAGCCAUUCGAAAGUUCAGGAAGAGCGGAGUGACUCUGGGCUUGAAGGAUUUUCGUCCAAUUAAACCUCUCGGUUCUGGAGACACGGGAAGUGUACAUCUGGUAGAGCUUCGUGGUACUGGAUUGGUGUUUGCUAUGAAAGCCAUGGACAAAAGUGUGAUGAUGCAACGUAACAAAGUGCACCGAGCUCGAGCAGAAAGGGACAUUUUAGCUCUCAUGGAUCAUCCGUUUCUGCCCACUCUUUACGCCACUUUCCAGACUCAAACGCACAUAUGCUUGAUCAGUGAUUUCUGCCUGGGUGGCGAGCUGUUCUUGCUUCUCGAGCGGCAGCCUCGAAAAGUUUUCACCGAGGAUGUGGUCCGUUUCUAUGCGGCCGAAAUAGUCAUCGCUCUUGAGUACCUGCACUGCGUUGGUGUCGUAUACCGGGAUCUUAAGCCAGAGAACGUCUUGCUGAAAGAGGAUGGGCACAUACAGUUGACGGACUUUGAUCUAUCCUUCUUAACCUCUGCAAAGCCUCUGCUCGUGGAGCCUGAUGUGCCACCCAGCCGACGCAAGAAGCCCAAGCGUCCCCCGCCUCCGAUCUUCUUCGCAGAACCGGUCACGCCUUCCAACUCUUUCGUUGGUACCGAAGAAUAUAUUGCGCCUGAAAUUAUUACCGGACAAGGUCAUAGCAGUGCCGUAGAUUGGUGGACUCUAGGUAUCUUGAUCUAUGAGAUGCUCUACAGUCGAACACCAUUUCGAGGGAAAAACCGGCAGAAGACAUUUACAAACGUACUUCAAAAAGACGUCAUAUUCCCUGCAAGCAUUCCUGUAAGCUUACAAGUGAGGCAGUUGAUGCGGGGCCUCCUACAACGCAACCCGAUGAAGCGGCUAGGCUCAAAUCGGGGUGCCAGUGAUGUGAAAACCCACCCUUUCUUCAGAGGCAUCAGCUGGCCCCUACUGCGCAACAUGAAGCCGCCUCCGUUGGAGUCUCCAUUGGAGCUCAUCUCAGAAGAAGUAGAGUCAAUCAAAAGUACACCAGCUGAGGACUUGGAAUGGAACGAACAUGAGGCAGCUGCUGCAACCACAUUUACGUCCGAUGUUUUCUAAUCUAUAAUGUCAUUAUUCAUUAUGCCAGGUAACGCUGUGCACAAGCUAGGAGCUUCACACUCUGUUGCCCACUAAUCUUAGUGCGCUGAUUUCUCAGCGACUAUUACGAUCAGAAUUGGACAUUGUAAAAAAAAAAAAAAAAAAAAAAAAAAAAACAAUGGUGUUCAGAUAUUCUGACCUUCGCAACGUUAUGGGCGGAGAUCGAGAAACGGAGCGUGUACCUGUGAGGUUCGUUGCCACCCCUCUGGAGCCUAUUUUAGAGAAUCUUUCGGUGAGCCCAGAGAGCGAAGAGCACCGAGAACCCCACCCAUAGGUUUCUUCCCUAUUCCUGUAAACACACCUUGUGGGCGGUCAAUUGGUGUCGCAGCUCAAUCAACCAACUUAACACCCUCAUGUUGUGUCCUGCGUGUGCGAAGAAUCUGGAUUCAGAUGAGCUGCUUGCACCAUCCACUGCCUAGUCCACACACAGCGCAGCACCGAAAACGCUCCAAACCCCUUUUUUAUGUGAAUAGAAACAAACAAAUAUUAUUUAAGGAGUUCAAUUUGUCGAAAUCGACAGGAGAAAGUUUUCUGUACUAGACAAGAUGAAGCAGAAGAAACGAAGAAUACGAUUUGAUUUCUUCUUCUCAGC